Messenger RNA from Anthonomus grandis grandis, 2076 nucleotides. RefSeq lists its product as uncharacterized. The record is from RefSeq and is a predicted model, not a curated record. The transcript has 12 exons. Bases 214 to 2016 code for a protein of 600 amino acids. Gene Ontology annotation, molecular function: catalytic activity. NCBI's taxonomy places the organism in Eukaryota, Metazoa, Arthropoda, Insecta, Coleoptera, Curculionidae. Gene Ontology annotation, cellular component: mitochondrion.
AUUAUAAAUUUGUGAUUGUGUUGACGCAAUACUAAAUUCUCUAUAUUGUUUCAACCCAAACCAUUAUAACUUAAAUUUCAAUGAUUUGUUUUUAAAUAUUAAACUGGUAAUAGCUUAUGUAACUUUUUGUAACUAUAAUUUAUAAUUUGUAGUAAUAAUAAGUACAUAUCUGCAACUACAUUUAUUAGUUUAUAAUAGUUUUGUGAUAGAGUUAUGAAUAAGUUAACUCAAAAGUUAUUAACAAGUCGGCCUAAUAUACUGACUUUACGUUUCCUAACAUCUGAUUCAAUAAAAGCAGCAAAACUUUCAUCUGCAGAGUACAACAAUGCACAAAAAAGCAGUGAAGCUCCUCCAUUUGUCAUACUCCAUGGAUUGUUGGGAUCAAAACAAAACUGGACUAGUCUGUGCAAAGCUUUUGCACAAAAAAUUGAACCCUCUAGGAAAAUAGUUGCAUUAGAUCUUAGAAAUCAUGGUGAAAGUGAGCACACAGAAGAACACACCUAUGAACACAUGGUUGAGGAUCUUAAGCAUUUUCUGCAAGAGAGAAAAAUUGAUAAAAUGACCCUGAUGGGACACUCAAUGGGUGGCAGGUGCUCCAUGUUAUUUGCUUUAAAAUAUCCAGAGUUUCUAGAAAAACUCAUUGUGGUGGAUAUAUCACCCAUUGGUACAGUGUCACGGAAGUCGGAAUUGGUGCAUAUCCUAAGUACUUUAGAAAAAAUAGAAAUGCCCAAGGACAUGCCUCUAAGUAAAGCGGGAAGAUUUGUAGAGGAUCAACUUGCCAAGGAGUUCCAUGAAAAUGAUCUCAGAAAGUUCUUGUUAACAAACCUGACAUCAGAUGGAAAAAAUGGAUUUAAAUGGAGAGUUAAUGUACCAGCUCUUAUAAAAAAUAUAGAGCACAUUACAGAUUAUCAGCUUUCAGAAAGACAAUACAUUGGUAGCACUUUAUUUAUAGGAGGCGAAAAAUCCCAGCAUUUACCACUGAUCUGUAUCAAUGGCCAGUUGCCAAAAUAUGGUCUAACAUUUAAAUACAACACUGUGUCUGUCAAAAUGACACUUUUCCAAAUUUUCAGUGCGUUUCGUUUCAAGAUAUUCGCAAUAAAAUGUAUCCCGAAAAAUGUGCGGUUCAAAGCGGAUUUAGCUCAAACGAAUCAAAAUUAUCGAAGCAUUAUCGAUAUGGCCUACGCUUCUUAUCAAAGCACAGACUCGAUGUUCGGUAAAAUAAACCAACAGGAUGUACUGGCUCCGUUGGUGAUUGUUCAUGGUAUUUUAGGCUCGAAAGCGAAUUUUAAUACGUUAUGUAAAAGGUAUCAUCAAGUCUCAAAACCUAAACGUUUAAUAUUCGCUGUUGAUCUGAGGAAUCACGGCGAUUCAUCUCAUUCGAAAGACAACAGUUAUGACGAUCUGGUAAUGGACAUGUUGAAAUUUUUGCAAUCGAUGGGUUUGGGAAAAGUGGUCGUUAUGGGACACGAUAUUGGCGGUAGGACUGCCAUGUUGCUUGCCCUUAAAUAUCCGGAAUUGGUUGAAAAGCUUAUAGUGAGUGACAUUUCCCCGAUAAGUACGAGCCACAGUUUCAAAGUGUUUCCCGAAGUGCUGAAAACGUUAAACACUCUAGUGUUUCCCCCAAAUCUGCCCCCGGACCAAGCAAAAGCUCACGUCGUAAAUUGUUUAAGUAGAAUCGUAAAAAGUAAAGGAUUGAUGACGUUGAUUUUGAUGAGUUUGGUGCCUAAGUCUGAAGGAAGCUACACUUGGCGUUUUAACAAUAAAGUGUUGCUGGAGCAUUUUGAAGAGCUAGCCGCUUUUCCUGAUAUACAUAAUUUAAGCUAUACGGGUCCCACUAUGUUUGUGGGAGGAGGCAAAUCGGAUUUUAUACAGAGAAGCGACUACCCAAAAAUCCAGAAAUUAUUUCCAAAUUCGGAAUUGAAAUACAUCGAGGGCGCAGGACACUGGGUGCAUGCGGAAAAGCCAAACGAAUUUUUUAAAAUGACCAUGGAUUUCUUAUCUAAAAAAACGUCCUAGAAUACGCUAUAAAUAAUUUGUCGUUUGAAAAUUGGGUAUUGAUUAAAGGAAGUUUUUUUA